AUGUUUCCAGAUUUUGACGUUUGGGAUUCAAAUUUUCUAAAUAAUUGAAUUUGUUGAUAUGGAGUGUAUUUGAUAUUUGAGGAGUCUUUAAUCUAAAAAUUACAUUAUAAUUGAUAAAAUGAAUCAAAUAUAUUUAGCAGUGCUUGUAUUAUCCCAUUUAACAUUUGUAUUAACCUACAAAGAUAGUUUUACAGAGGAACUGCUUUUGAAACCUCUCUACAGUGAACAAGUAUAUGCACAUUUCCAGUUCUCUAACAAGUGGGACAUUGAUUUGGAAACAGAAACAUUCAAUCAUAGUCGACUAUUCCCAAGAUCCUUAGGAGAGAUAAUCGAACGAUUUAACGUACAAGAACUUCACGUGAGCCUUACCGGAGGCCUGUGGAGAUAUGAAAACUGGGGUUAUCCUGUUACAGAUGCAGCACCCGGCGCAGAGGUGUGGGCUUGGUUCCAUCCGAGUACAAAAGAUGUUAACAAAAACUGGAAACUUUUAGCAAAUUCCCUUUCCGGUUUGCUCUGUGCGUCCCUCAAUUUCAUUGACACAUCAAAUAGCAUCAGCCCGGAGUAUUCCUUCAGGCCCAGAGGUGUCACUGAUUCGCCCAGUGUCAACAAUACGUUCUUAAGGUAUGCUAGUUUGCCCCGUGAAAUCGUCUGCACAGAAAACCUCACCCCCUGGAAGAAACUCUUACCGUGCGACUCCAAAUCCGGGCUUGCCUCUUUGUUGAAUUCUGGAUACAUACACAAUACUCGAUACCACUCCAUUGGGUUGCACUUGAGGAGGAUUUGCAGGGACGAGUCUUGCCAAGCCUUGUCAUUGGACUUGCAGCAGACCGUAUCGUUGGUGUAUGAUUACGGUAUUUUAGGCACUAAGGACUGGUCCCUUUCCAAGCUAUUCGGACAAGGAGUAAACGGAAACUGUGUGUUGGCAGAGAGAAGCGAAGUUUACGUGGACAUGACGAGUGCGGAGUCUCAAAGUUUUGAAUUAGAACCACAACCGCAGGAGGUGAUGAAAUCUACGAGAGGAGGUUACGAAUCAACAUUUGGCAAGUAUAUCAUCCCCAAUAGGUUCUUCAACUUGUACGCCAAAUACCCGGAAAAAGACGUUAUAUCCCUAAAUUCCCCACCCCCUUUGCACGCCAGCCAGUAUCUAACGGGAUACGGUCAGGAAAGGGGAGGUAUCGUAGUGAAGGUUUACAACAAUCACUGGAAUAACUUGGACGUUGUGCUUCUGCAGAACAUUCCCUGGUACGUGCCCGUUUACUUGCACACCCUCAAGGUAGAGUCCAACGGGAGAAUUAUCGAGCCUGUUGCGCUUAGGUACGUCCCUGGCCGGCAGAGGGAACGGCCCUACUACCUGGAGGUCUUAAUCAAAUUACCCCCGCGCUCCGUGACAUCCGUCUCCAUAGACUUCGACUACGUGUUCCUCAAGUGGCAGGAAUACCCUCCAGACGCGAAUCACGGGUUUUAUAUCGGGUCUGCUGUGGUUUCUAGCAUACUACCGCUUGCUCGUAACUACACGGGACUCCCCCAGGAAGGCUCUAAGAUCUCCGAUAGUUUUAAUGCAUCGCGUAGCGGGUACUUUGUGCAAAUUCGAACCGAAAAUAUGGUUGUGACUUUGCCGACGCCUGACUUCAGCAUGCCGUACAACGUUAUUUGCUUGGCUUGCACAGUGGUAGCGCUUGCGUUUGGGCCUCUGCACAAUAUCACGACGAGGCGGCUGGUGCUGAAGCCCAAGAAGAAGGAAUCGCUGCUAGUCAGGUUGAAGAAAUUUUUGACUUCUUUUAAGAAGUAACGUGUUUGAUGUGUGGGAUUUUUUUUAGUGUAUUGUGAGUUUUUCAGAAGCAGAGACUCGCCUUGAGAUGCAAGUUGAUUGUAAACAGAAUUUUUUUUUUCAAUUAUCGAAGUAAUAGAACAUAUUUGAUUAUAUUUUUAACAUUAUUUCAUAAUGAUAUUCAUCGGAUGGACAUUUUAUCAGCUGCUUUUGUAUUCUUUACACAAGUAGAUAUGUUUACAGAAAUGGUGUCAAUUUAUUAAGAUGAGAAAAUUAUAUUCCUUCAGGGAAUGUCAGACCAAUUGUAUAAAACUAUUAAAACACACCGUAGGAAUUCCAGAA
Messenger RNA from Leptinotarsa decemlineata (Colorado potato beetle), 2110 nucleotides. RefSeq names its product Phosphatidylinositol glycan anchor biosynthesis class T (gene PIG-T). NCBI's taxonomy places the organism in Eukaryota, Metazoa, Arthropoda, Insecta, Coleoptera, Chrysomelidae. Gene Ontology annotation, cellular component: GPI-anchor transamidase complex. Gene Ontology annotation, biological process: attachment of GPI anchor to protein. The record is from RefSeq and is a predicted model, not a curated record.